Messenger RNA from Trichoderma atroviride IMI 206040, 1674 nucleotides. The record is from RefSeq and is a predicted model, not a curated record. NCBI's taxonomy places the organism in Eukaryota, Fungi, Ascomycota, Sordariomycetes, Hypocreales, Hypocreaceae.
AUGGAAAAGACUGAUAUUUCCCAGGCUUCAGUAUCAGGCCAAGAUGCCGCCAAAACGUCACAAAAUAACUCUUCCAACAUCGAGCGCUGCAGUAAUGAGGAGGGUUUGACUACCAACGCUCAAGAAAGGCCUUUUCCAGUUCUACUUUCUUUCAUUUGGGCCGGCCUAUUUCUUCUAGCAAUCGCCGUGAGCCUUGCGGGGCAAACCAUUAUUUCCUACCAGCCUUAUGCCCUUUCCGAGUUCAACGCUCAUUCUAUGUUAUCCGUCAUCGGUACCGUUCAGUAUAUUUUAUAUGCAAUUGUUAAGCCAGCCUUGGCCAAAACAGCGAAUAUAUGGGGACUUCUUGAAGCAUUCAGCAUAUCGAUCGUGGCAAUCUUGAUUGGCUUUGCCAUUAAUGCAGCUUCACAGAACUUAGGAAGCCUGACGGCAGGGCAAAUCUUCUAUACCAUUGGCCAGGUCGGCAUACAAUUCUUGCAACAAAUAUUGAUAGCCGACAUUACAACAUUGGAAAAUCGAUCAAUACUCGGAAGUCUUGUCUUAUGUCCCACAAUAUUUACGUCUUGGAUUGGAGCUCCAAUCGUAAGCGCAAUGGUACCUGAAGAAUGGAGAUGGGGAUAUGGCAUGUGGGCGAUUAUAUUCCCGGUUGUAUCAAUGCCACUGUUAAUUUCACUUUGGCAAUAUUCACGGCGGAGUAAUACACCCCAGGCAAAUGCUACAAAGAGUGACGUUCAGAAUAUUUCUGCGUUAUGGUCGCGCCUUGAUGUCAUUGGACAUUUACUCCUCACAGCCAGUUUAACACUUAUUCUACUUCCAAUGACGCUUUCCACAUAUCCUUUUCAGUCAUGGACCUCGGCUGCUAAGCUAUCAAUGAUUAUUAUUGGAGGAUGUUGCUUUAUUGCUUUCACAAUAUAUGAGCUUUAUGUCUCAUCUCAUCCAAUCGUUUCCUUCAAGUUGGCAAAGGAUCGGACCGUUGCAGCUGGUUGCAUCAUACAAUUCGUCCUCUACUUGAGUUACUAUAUCUGGGCGCCUUAUUUCUUCUCAUUUAUAGUCAUUGUCAACAAUCAGUCAGCGAAAGCGGCAACAAAUAUCACUGCCUCUCAAGCAGUCGCGACAGCUGUCAUUGGAUUGCUUGCGGCUUUCAUCAUCAAGUUAACAGGUGUUUACAAAUGGGCUAUUCUGCUGGGAAUGGUAUUAAAGUUGAUUGGCGCGGGGUUGAUGCUCAGAUACUCUGAUAUGAGUGCAAGCAUCGUUCAGAUAAUAUUUGGCCAGCUGAUAUCAGGAGCCGGGACAGGGAUGAUCUCCAUUAUUGCACAAACCGCUGUUCAAGCGGUAACAGCGCAUGAAGAUUUGGCUUCCGUAACAACUUUGUACGAAGUUUCUGGGGCCAUUGGAGGAGCUAUUGGCAACGCUUUAUCCGGCAUCAUCUGGACCGCUCUCCUCCUCCCACGGCUACGCAUCGACCUUCCGGCUGCAGCGCAGUCGACGGCUACUGAGAUAAAGAAUUCCUUCAUAGUGGCCUCAUCAUAUUCUCCCGGAAGUCCGGAAAGGAUCGCUAUUGAUAAGAGUUACACGGAAGUUAUGCACGUCCUUCUCAUUGUAGCGUUGGCAGUAUUGUCGGUGCCAUUUUUUGCAAUGUUUGCAAUGAAGGAUUUGAAUCUAAAGAAGAGCAGAUAA